This is a messenger RNA of Scophthalmus maximus (turbot), 1187 nucleotides long. It is a transcript of the gene ripply3, whose product is annotated as ripply transcriptional repressor 3. The transcript has 4 exons. The coding region runs from base 43 to 498 and encodes 151 amino acids. Gene Ontology annotation, cellular component: nucleus. Gene Ontology annotation, biological process: embryonic pattern specification; negative regulation of transcription by RNA polymerase II. The record is from RefSeq and is a predicted model, not a curated record. NCBI's taxonomy places the organism in Eukaryota, Metazoa, Chordata, Actinopteri, Pleuronectiformes, Scophthalmidae.
CGCCUCAUGAAGCCUGAAGUAUCGCGAAUGAAGUACUGAAAAAUGAGUCCCGCUUGCGUGCUCCGGAAGCAGGCGUCUGUCGGCGCGGUGCAGUGCUCGCACCCGCGCGGAGUGAGCAGCAGCCCGGACCCAAACGGCAGUCAGCCCGCACUUUGGAGACCGUGGCUAUCCAGCAGCAGGGAUGGUUCAGAGCGAAUCCCACAUAGCAAACUGUCCUGUCCUUACUCCAGGUCUACAUGUCCAUGCUGUUUGGUGGCAGCUGGGAAACCUCAAUCCUUCCAGCACCCUGUCAGGCUGUUCUGGCCCAAAUCCAAGUCAUUUGACUAUCUGUACAGUGACGGAGUGGCCUUACUGAGGAACUUCCCCAUUCAGGCAACCAUUAGCUUUUAUGAGGAGUCUGACUGUGAAGAUGACGAUGAAUAUGAGGAGGACUGGGAGGAAGAUGGUAACUCUGAGGUGUGCCUCAAGCAGCUGUCACAUUCCACCCACUACAACUAAACGACUGAGAGCCUAUCUGUCUUCCUGCGAAAUGGCUGGAUAGACUGCACACUGCUUUUAACAGUUGGUUUUAAGUGCAUUUUAAAGGGUUCAUCCACCUGAUAGGUAGUAACAGCUAAACAAAUGUAAGAAGUCACUGAGAGGGCACAGACGAGAUGAAUCCGCUUUUUUGUGUUAGAAAUUAGCAGUGUUUCAAAGACUAUAUGCCUCCGUAGCUCUGUAACAAGUGUGACGAAUGAGAGGCCUUCGGUUGAUGCUCCUCACUUUGAAGUUUACAAAAUGUAGCAACAGGAGCAUUCGUUUAGGACAGUAGAAACUAACACAAUCUCUCUCUCUCUCUCUCUCUCACUUUAUCGUGUGUACUGCACACAAUAGGUAGUAUGCAGUAUCUGCGACACAAUAUUGUUGUUUUUGGUGUGUAUGAUGAGAGAGGAAAGCAAAGCAGCGUGUGCUCCCAUAUUGGGGAUACUUGGGUUUACAGUCAAUCUCAGGGUCUGAUCCUUGCCAGUGGGUAUAGAACAUAAUCCACACUCAUUUCUCAUUUAUAAUGCAUAUUGUACAUAACUUGUACAUAGACACAUAUUUAUGUUGAUUUUUUUCUUUUAUAUAUUUGUGCAUCAUUCUCAUUGUGUACGGUCUAAUGUCCUAACUGGGCUUGUAAAAAAUAAAAGAACCUAUUUUGGAACCUA